Cooperia oncophora is the source of this 447-nucleotide messenger RNA. The record is from the annotation of a GenBank genome assembly. Lineage: Eukaryota; Metazoa; Nematoda; Chromadorea; Rhabditida; Trichostrongylidae.
AUGGAAAUGAACAGGUUGCGGUCAAUGAUUAAGGAUCGUAUGAGUAAUAAUGCUAAGAAAUACUUCGAACCAUUGCUCAAAAUAGCUGACGAAAAAGAGCAAAAGGUCUCACAAGUGGUUUCCGGUGCUGGUUCAAGCAAACUUCUUGCCGCAAUACCUCAGGGAAAGAGCAAGAGUAGUGAAAAGGUCGAUAGCCUUGGCAAAGAAAUAGAACAUGAAAGAACCAGCAAUGAAAAGAAGGGAACGUCUAGCUUAAGGGUGAAACGAAUGUUGGAUCCAACCGAAGCCUCUCAACCUAAUCAAAAGCCGACGUUAUCGACGAUUGCUGGUUUGCUGAAGUCUGUGAGUAACAUAAAAAUUACCAAAAAUUCUCGGGUCCGUAUAAAAAGGGUGAUUCUUUCAAUAACGCUUACAAUUUGGGACCAGCGUUUUUCCUUUUCGGGGUAA